Molecule: messenger RNA, 477 nt
Organism: Trypanosoma cruzi
Lineage: Eukaryota; Euglenozoa; Kinetoplastea; Trypanosomatida; Trypanosomatidae
Exons: 1
Coding region: 1-477 (158 amino acids)
Source: RefSeq, a predicted model, not a curated record
AUGUCUGGUGACUGUGCUUUUUUUUUGGGAGUUUACAUGAGAGGAGUGGGGAUUGAGCGGUGCGGGAUAUGUGGUGGGUGCCGCAGGCUUGUUGGCCCGCGAUUUGGGUGCCCUCCAAAAUUCAUUACACUUUGGGCUCCUCAACGAGCAAUUUUAUUCUUUAUGGAAUCAUGUGCCAUUACAAAUGACACCCUCGACUGUUGUGUUCCGCCAUCCUUUUUUUUUUUUUUUUACGGGAUGUAUGAGAGCUUUGCAUGCUGCGGCGAGAACUGCAUUUGUUACUGUGCCAUUGGUCUCUUUUUUCCUUUUGUUUUCAUUCCUAGCCUUUUUUUACUCUUGUUGCUUAUUUUAUUACUGGUCAUGUUGAGACUCCUGCGUGCUCCGUGCCUCCACCUCACUCACCAAAUGGAGGUGCAUGACCAUUGCUUGGGAAGGAGUCUUUUUUUUUUGUUCAAAUUCACGCAGAACCAUCAUUGA